Messenger RNA from Arvicanthis niloticus (Nile rat), 1979 nucleotides. The record is from RefSeq and is a predicted model, not a curated record. Lineage: Eukaryota; Metazoa; Chordata; Mammalia; Rodentia; Muridae.
GUUUCCUGGUCCUUUAAGGUGUGGCUCCGUAUUUUUGAAACCCUUAUGCAGGAACAGGCGACUGUCCACCGCAGCCUGAGAGCUGCUAGCACUGCGGUUCACCUUUUACAGUGCGGCGUAAGGACCUCUCCGAGGUCUGUCGCAGACAGGGAGGGGAUUUUUUCAAUUUAGGAAGGCAUGCGGUAACUAGCCCUCCUAGGAGGAAGUCCUUGCAAGCUAUCAGGGUCGCACCGCCCUAGGGGUUGCCUCUGAACUUCGUCCCUCCCAGGUUUCCAAGCCAGCGAGCAGUCGCUCUGACUGCAGUCCGAGCCAAUGGCAAAAAACCCUCCUGAAGCCCGGCCCCGCGGAAGGAAUGGUUUCCGAGUUGUUUGUUUCUCUUUAAUAGGGGAACUGUACAUUGCUUAAGCUUUUACUUCUGUGCGUGACCGACACCCUCCAGAGGCAGUUUAGGACCGGGAACGAGAACCCUGGGCAGCUGAAAGGAUGAAGUACCUUCUUGACUUGAUCCUGCUGCUGCCUUUGCUCAUCGUCUUCUGCAUUGAGUCUUUUGUCAAGCGUUUUAUUCCCAAGAAGAAAAAAUCCGUCGCCGGAGAGAUCGUCCUGAUCACCGGAGCUGGUCAUGGGAUUGGAAGACUGACUGCCUACGAAUUUGCCAAACUUAACACCAAACUGGUUCUCUGGGAUAUCAAUAAGAAUGGCAUCGAGGAAACAGCUGCCAAGUGCAGGAAGCUGGGUGCCCAGGCCCAUCCCUUUGUGGUGGACUGCAGCCAGCGGGAAGAGAUUUACAGCGCUGCGAAAAAGGUAAAGGAAGAAGUUGGAGAUGUUAGCAUUCUGGUAAAUAAUGCUGGCGUUGUCUACACUGCAGAUUUAUUCGCUACUCAGGACCCUCAGAUUGAAAAGACUUUCGAAGUCAAUGUGCUUGCACACUUUUGGACCACCAAGGCAUUUCUCCCAACGAUGAUGAAGAAUAAUCACGGCCAUAUUGUCACCGUGGCAUCCGCAGCAGGGCACACCGUUGUUCCCUUCUUGCUGGCUUAUUGUUCCAGCAAGUUUGCUGCUGUCGGCUUCCACAGAGCCUUGACUGAUGAACUGGCUGCCUUGGGACGGACAGGAGUGCGAACAUCAUGCCUCUGCCCUAACUUCAUCAACACCGGCUUCAUCAAGAACCCAAGCACCAAUUUAGGACCCACCCUGGAACCUGAGGAGGUGGUAGAACAUCUCAUGCACGGGAUCCUCACUGAGCAGAAAAUGAUUUUUGUUCCGAGUUCUAUAGCGGUUCUGACAGUAUUGGAAAGGAUCUUUCCUGAGAGGUUUCUGAAAGUUUUGAAACACAGGAUCAAUAUUAAGUUCGAUGCAGUUAUUGGCUACAAAGACAAAUGAUGCAGACUGCCUGGUUUUCCUGAAAGCUGAUUGACUGGAUUCAAGUUGAUUUCAUCUAAUAUUAAUCAAAACUUUGAUGUUUUUAAUGUUUUCUUUUUAUCUUGUUUCUUCACUGUCUUCUCUUGAAGCUGUGACCAUUGUCAUGAAAGCCAGUUUCAUGUCAUAGACCCAAACAGCCCUAAGGAAGUUGCUCCUAUGUAAACGGGGUGGGGCACCAUCAGUUUGAUCAUGAUUUCCCUAGAUUCUGAAGCUCAUCAGCAGGUUUUCAGAACUUGUACUAUCAGCUUUUAUUUACAAUAUCUGUAACUGGACUUUCAGUUGGUCUAAUUCACACUUCCUGUUCUAUCCCAUAUUAGAAACUUUAAGCUCUCGAGGUGAAAUGAAGGACUGAGUUUAGUGUCAUGUGCUCUGAAACAUCUCAUCCCACGGACCAGCACUGUUUCCUGAGAUAUCAGCCCAAGGAAGCCUGGAGUAAAAGCACAUGUGGGCUCUUACUGGGUACAGGAAAACACAGGUGCGGAUGGAUAGAUGGAAAUAAUAAAUGGACCAAAUCUCAUGUUCAGUGUCUCCUUUAAAUAAAAGGAAAAUCAAUGACUUGA